This is a messenger RNA of Penicillium waksmanii, 690 nucleotides long. Its product is annotated as PaaI family thioesterase. The record is from RefSeq and is a predicted model, not a curated record. The coding region runs from base 1 to 690 and encodes 229 amino acids. Lineage: Eukaryota; Fungi; Ascomycota; Eurotiomycetes; Eurotiales; Aspergillaceae. The transcript has a single exon.
AUGGCCGAAACAGACCCCGCCAUCGCGCAUUUCCGCUCUAACCCAUGGGCAAACUCACUAAUCUCCUCGGCGGACUACAAGCCCAUCCGAACCGACUCACGCCGAAUGAAGCCCACCGGCGAAGAUGGCUACUUCGCAACCACACUCGGCACAUCAACUACAAUCCCACACGUCCUAACGCUGCAACGCCGCGACAUUUCCCCAGCCCCCUCCAAAACACCCACCUGGCUCCCCGCAACAAAACAAGAAGCCGAGGCCGCAAAGACAAAUCCCACGCCGAGCGCUAUGCCCGCGGAUAUAAUAAUGCUUUUCGAUCUCGCGAGCCCGGGGCUCUCAGGACACCCGGAUACCGUGCACGGGGGUAUAGUCGCGACGCUGAUCGACGAGGCGAUGUCGUUGGCCGUUGGGGCUCAUACGAGUGGGCCAGCGUCCGAUGCUGGCAAUAAUGCGCGUGGGGGUAUCUUCACGGCUCAGUUGGAUGUUCGGUAUAAGAAGCGGGUGACGAACCCGGCAUUGCUGGUUGUUAAGACGAAGGUUGUUGCGCGGGUGGGGAGGAAGUUUUGGGUAAGGGCGCAGGCUUUGCAGGAGGAUGAGGAGAGUUCUGGUGGUCAUCUUGAGUGGGCGAAGAGGAAGAUUCUUAAGGCUGAGGCUAUGGCUUUUUGGAUCGUUACGCCGGAUGAGAAGCUUUGA